This is a messenger RNA of Aureococcus anophagefferens, 1230 nucleotides long. RefSeq lists its product as hypothetical. Lineage: Eukaryota; Pelagophyceae; Pelagomonadales; Pelagomonadaceae. The transcript has 2 exons. Gene Ontology annotation, molecular function: ATP binding; histidine-tRNA ligase activity. Gene Ontology annotation, biological process: histidyl-tRNA aminoacylation. Gene Ontology annotation, cellular component: cytoplasm. The record is from RefSeq and is a predicted model, not a curated record. The annotation marks the transcript as partial.
GACCCGCCGUCGGGCACGCGCGACUUCGAGCCCGGGGACAUGCGCGUGCGGAACUGGCUCUUCGGCGCCAUGCGCGAGACGGCGCUGGAGUUUGGGUUCAAGGAGUACGACGCGCCCGUGCUCGAGCACGUCGAGCUCUACGAGCGCAAGGCCGGCGAGGAGAUCUCGUCGCAGAUGUACAACUUCGUCGACAAGGAGGGCGCCCGCGUGACCCUGCGGCCCGAGAUGACGCCGUCCCUCGCGCGCAUGGCGACGGGCGAGGUCCGCGCGACGCUCCCGCUCAAGUGGUUCUCCAUCCCGCAGUGCUGGCGCUUCGAGACGACGCAGCGCGGCCGCAAGCGCGAGCACUACCAGUGGAACAUGGACAUCGUGGGCGAGCGCGGCGUCACGGCCGAGGCCGAGCUGCUCGCGGCCGUCGCGCGGUUCUUCUCGCGGCUGGGCGUGACGUCGGAGAUGGUCGGCGUCCGCGUGAACUCGCGCAAGGUCCUGGACGUGGCCAUCACCAAGGCCGGCGUGCCCGGCGACAAGUUCGCGCGCGUCUGCGUCGUCAUCGACAAGCUCGACAAGAUCGGCGCGUGCGCGGUCAAGGAGAUGUUAACCGAUACGUCCGGCGACGACCCGCUCGCGCUGCCGCCCGCGACGGCGGACGUCAUCCUCGCCUGCCUCGAGGCCAAGUCCGUCGCGGAUUUGGCCACGACCGUCGGGCUGCCCAUGACGGACCCGGCCAUCGCGGAGAUCGCGCAGCUCUUCGAGCUCGCGGACUCGUACGGCGUCGGCGACUACCUCCAGUUCGACUCGUCCGUCGUCCGGGGGUUGGCCUACUACACGGGCGUCGUCUUCGAGGCCUUCGACCGCAAGGGCGAGCUCCGGGCUAUUUGUGGCGGCGGCCGCUACGACAAGCUGCUCGAGCUCUACGGGGGAGAAAAGUGCGACAUCCCGUGCGCGGGCUUCGGCUUCGGCGACUGCGUCAUCGUCGAGCUGCUCAAGGAGAACGGGCUGCUCCCGAAGCUCGGGCCGUCCGUGGACGUCGUCGUCGCGCCCUUCUCCGCGGCCAUGCAGGGCCCCGCGGCGGCCGUCGCGGCGAAAUUGCGGUCCGCGGGGCUCACGGUCGACGCGGCGCUGCAGGCCUGCAAGGCGCGCAAGGCCUUCGACCUCGCGAACCGGGCCGGCGCGCGCCUCGUCGCCUUCGUCGCGCCGGACGAGUGGGACGUGGGCAAGGUCCGGGUCAAG